Cynara cardunculus var. scolymus (artichoke) is the source of this 2371-nucleotide messenger RNA. RefSeq names its product PX domain-containing protein EREX-like. The record is from RefSeq and is a predicted model, not a curated record. Gene Ontology annotation, biological process: protein transport. Bases 97 to 2235 code for a protein of 712 amino acids. Lineage: Eukaryota; Viridiplantae; Streptophyta; Magnoliopsida; Asterales; Asteraceae. Gene Ontology annotation, molecular function: phosphatidylinositol binding. The transcript is spliced from 10 exons.
GAAAAAAAGCAGCAUCUUUUUCAUGAAAUUGCAUAGCAGUCCCAGUUUCCCCAAAAACCUAUUUCAUAAUUCAGAGAUUCAGUGAGUGAGAGCAGGAUGAGCAUGUAUGGAUACGAUGUAUCUUUCUACGAUUACGGGUUUUCCGAUCCGGCAAUCACCAGUUCUCUCUAUGGAAAUUCUCUUUCUCCGAUGGCAGCUGCAAUGGACUAUGAUGAUGGUGUUUAUGUUAGACGAAGGCCGCCUACGAGGUUGGGACCUUCAAGUAAAAACCCUAGCAGCCCGCCGAAGCACCGUCAUGAUGGCACUUCUCCUCUCCCUUUAGGCAUGGACUGGAGUCUUCCUCCUCGUAUUUGGGAAGGCAGAAAUUCUGUUUGGCCACAUGAUUCCCGCAGGGGAUGGAGUUACUGUGUCACAGUCCCCUCUUGGACUAUCGUAUCAUCUGCAGGCGGUUCAGACACUGUUUUUUUCAGGGUCCAGGUUGGUAUACUAUCACCAGAAGGGACCACCACAACUCGAGGAGUACUAAGAAGGUUUAAUGAUUUCUUGACACUGCAUUCAGAGCUCAGAAAGGAAUUCCCUAAGAAAAAUUUACCCCCAGCUCCUCCAAGGAGGCUUAUGAAAAUGAGAAGCUCGACACUUUUGGAAGAGCGAAGAUGUGCUUUGGAGGUUUGGGUGGAGAAGCUAUUUUCCGAUAUUGAUGUGUCUAGAACUGCUCUUGUGGCCAUCUUUUUGGAGCUAGAAGCUGCGGCAAGGCAAUCAUGUUGUGAGUUGCUAGAGGAAGAAUCAGCUGCAAAUUUGGUUUCAUCGAAUCAAUUUCCUUCCAAUUCAGGGAUUUCAAGCAGUUCAUCCAUUUCAUCCGAUCUUAGGGCCCCAAGGCCGGAAAAGGAGAAUUAUGCUGAACCUAACAUAGACAAUGCAUCUGAGAGAGAAAACUUCAGGGAUAAUUCAUCUGUAAAUACUUUUGAUGGACUCAGAGAAGACUUUGCUGAAGGGAAGCAUGACAUAUCAAAUCAGCACAAAAUACUAUACAGGAAAAGUGACACAACUAUAGAUGGUUAUCAUGAUGAUGGAGGAGUGUUGGAGACUUCUGGCCUAGACUCUGAUUUUGGUGGUCAUGCUUCGGAGUCCUCUGAUAAGAGCAUAGGAAAAGAUGUAAGCUCAAUAAGAGCUUGUGAAACUUGUAAUUCGGGGUUAGGAAGUUCGGUUGGUGAUAGCAGUCUACAAGGUUUACAGGGUGAUUUAGUAGUUGCACUUCCAUCAGAGGAGCGUCACAAAGUAAACAGGGUUUUAACCACUGUGCAACAAAGAUUGGGCACAACCAAAAUGGACAUGGAAGAUCUCGUUGUAAGAUUAAAUCAAGAGAUUGUUGCAAGAGAAUACCUUACAACAAAGGUAAAAGAAUUGGAAAUGGAACUUGAAACAAGAAGCCAGAGCAGCAAAGAAAACGCGCAGCAAGCUAUUUCAACAGAAAGAGAAAGAUCAACUCAUCUGCAAUGGGAUAUGGAAGAGCUUCGAAGAAAGUGUAUGGAAUUUGAGUUGAAAUUGACAACCGAACAGGAUGCGAGAGCAUAUGCAGAAUCAAUGAAAGCAACGGCAAUCCAGCAGAAUGAACUGUUAAUAAAAGAAUUGGAUGAGGCCAGGGAGCAGGCUGAGAUUUUGAGGAAACAGCAAGAUGAGGUGGAAUUGAAAUCAAAAUCAGACCUUAAAAUCCUUGUUAAGGAGGUCAAAUCUCUUAGAACAUCUCAUUCAGAAUUGAAGCAGGAGCUUAGCAAAUGUUUGGAAGAAAAAGUUGAAUUAGAGAAGGAGAAGCAAAGAUGGGAAUCUGGAAAUGCUAUCAAGACGGCGUUGUUGCAUGAAUGUGAACUUCUUCACGACCGACUUCGAGAGUGUAGCGUUAAUUUCCUCUUCGAUGAAGAAAAUAAACUGAUAAUGGAUACUUCCUUAUCAGAUGCCAUCAAUCUCUUGGAAACAUCUGAUAGUCAAAUCAAUCUUCUGCUCGCCGAGGCACAGCUCCUCGUAGCCGAAGAUGUGAAAACCACUACCGGAGCUGCAGAUGAAAAUGACAUCCAGAUAAAUAGAGAUGAUGAAUUGAGGAGAUUGAUAGGUGAUAUUUUAGCUGACAAUGCAAAGUUGAGAAAACAAGUGAUCUCUGUCAUCCAUACACAACUGGCAAUAAAGGAUAAUGGUGAAGAUGAUGAUGCUUCAAUAAAAACUUCCCCCAGCAACUACCCCUAAGGCUCUCUUGAUCUAUCUACUUGUAAAUGAAUAAAUGGUAUCAGAGGAAGGAAUCUUUAAUUAUAAUCAUUUUGUAGCAAUUCUGUACCUGUUUCACAUAUAUAUGCAAGUUUGGCUGUUAAGUUAUAUAGCUUUA